Molecule: messenger RNA, 1038 nt
Organism: Candidula unifasciata
Lineage: Eukaryota; Metazoa; Mollusca; Gastropoda; Stylommatophora; Geomitridae
Source: the annotation of a GenBank genome assembly
GAGUCGUCUUCCAAUGAGGAUGUCUACAGAUACUUGUCCAUCUCCCUGGGCAUCAUAGCUGGGCUAGGGCUCAUCCUGGCUGCGGUGUUCUUCGGACUUUGGUUUAUGGGACUGAAAAAUGCCGCCAAAAACAAAGGGAGCUCUGUCACCUCAUCCCAGGCCACCAUGACACAGGAUGACAUCUUUUAUGUCAAUCCUUCAUUGUCAGAGAGGGAGCAAGUGGAGUACAGCCAGAGCAGCUCGGAGAACUAUUACGAGGUGAUUCCCGAAAGACGAAGCUAUGAGAGCAUCAACACAGGGCUGGCCAAUGGUGCGCUGCAUGUGAGGCAGAUCAGAUCCCCCCACGGAAUGCUGGGUCAUUACCAACACACCCACCUGCAUGGCCACGGCCAUGCCCACCUCCCGCAUCAUGCCCACCUGACCCAGCCUAAAGAUCCUGCUAACCAGAGGAAUGUUCCUUAUGUUCUGGAAGAUUACCCCCCGCCACCUUAUCAACCACCGAGAUUGCUAGGCAUCUCUAAAAACGCUGGGAUGGGCCCAGCCCCUGGUCAUGGCCACGCCAUGUCCGUGCCAGCCAAUCAGCGGCAAAGGCCAGCCAUUAUCCAUCACGCCUACCAUUCGAGUCUGGUGCCCUCCGCGGCUGCUCUAAAUGGUAUGAAUCCUGGAACCAGCAGCAAUGGAGGCCCUACAACCAGCAGCAACAACAGCGGCAUCAACAGCAUCAUUGGCAGUAACUUGAUCAACAACAGCAGCAGCGGUGGUCUGAUGCUGAACAACAUCGGCAUGGGAAUUCAGAGCACACCCAACAGCAUGGCUACAUUUGGAGGCGGGGCUGGAACCAUCAUGUCCAGCAACGGUGGCACCAUCAGCUUGACCUCCCUGGUCAACCACCAGCUUUUGAGUGGCAUCCCACCACAUUCCUUAUCCAACAGCAACAUGCCAACCAGCUCCCACAACCAUCUGCCUGGCCUGGCUGCCACCCUGGCUGGGUCACAUGUCCCGGCUCCGGCACCCAGCCAAUCCGAGACCAGUGCAUGA